UUUCUGUUACUGAGCACAGCAGAACCAACCACUGGGCAGGUUUUCUGGGAACACAACACAGGCAGCACAGCACCAUAGUAUUCUGUGCAAAGAGUCAGUCAAUUUCAAUACACGCUAAUUGGAAAACAGGACAAUUUCAUGAAUUAAAAAAAACCCCACCGGACGCCCCGGACAGGAUGUAAAAAGUGGACAUGUCUGGGCAAAAGAGGAUGUUUGGCCACCUUAUCUUUACUACUAUCUAAAGGAUAUUGGACUUGGCGAUCAAAUGGUUCUUAAUGAAUAGAUUGCUUAAGAAUUGUUCAGUUUCAGUUGUUGGAAGCUACUUCUGUAACCUGCUCGCUGACCUGACCUUGCAAAAAAGCCCGUGUGUAUUUUGGCAGGUGUCAGUGGCCUGCCGUGUCAGAUAAGAAGCAUGUUUCUUUGAGUGCGCCACGUUGUCAGAACAGAGAGAAGCCUGGUUGAAAAUGUCGGGACUUAACGCCUCUCUCGGCUACUUUCUGUCAUGUGUGGCUCUAGCUGCAAUGCUGCAGGCGCCACUCAAAAAGUGGCCACGGUUGGCCUUCCUGUCUGAGCUGGCGUCGUCCUUCGCGCUGGUGGCAUGCCGGCUGGAGGUGCAAACCAUUGUGGAGGUUGGCGAGUGGGCCGGGGGUUUGGGCCCGGAUGUGACUCUGACCAUUUUGUUGUCGGUGCUGCUGGUCCACGGUGCCGUCUGCGGCGACCUUACAGGGAACCCCUGCUUGAGCGUCAUGAGGUUCCUCCAGCUUGACGCUGCAGCGCUGGCCACAGUCCUGGCCGUGGUCUGCCACUUCCUUGGGGCGCAUUUGGCCAUAGUGGCAGCAGAGUACUACUGGAGCUUGGAGCUGACAGAUAUGCACAUGAUCAAGAACCUGAUGGCCAGGGAGUGCAGCACGUCGCUGCUGGUGUCACCCUUGCAGGGCUUCUUCACCGAGGGGGUGUGUGCUUUCCUAUUUCACCUGGUGCACCUAGUCCUCAGACGGAGGACGGCGUUUAUACGGGUGCCGCUUGGAGCCCUGCUGCUCACCUUCCUCUCACACACGGCCAAAAGUCACACGUCAGCUUUCGUGAAUCCGUCGCUAGCUUACGGGCUUACGUUCAACUGUACUGGAUUCACCUUCAGCGAGUAUGCUGUGGUCUACUGGCUGGCCCCCAUCACAGGGAUGAUGGUCGCCCUCCUCUUAUACAUGGGUCACAUCCCGAGGAUCUUUGCCAAGAACCUGCUCUAUUUUCACAAGACGCGAUUGCGGGUGCGCAAAGGAGAAAAAGAAAAGAAGAAAUGAACCACAUUUGCUAUUUAAUUUCAUAGAGGAGCAAUGCCAAUUUUUUUUGCAGGUUUUCGAGAAAAUAAAAUACAAAAAUUGAAAAGCAGAAUGAAAAUGUACUUAUGUCUGGCAGGGAUACAGAAAUCUUGCACACGAAAAAAAAAACUUUCUAAAAGGUCAGAAUUGACAUUACUAGUGAUGCACGAUAAUGCAUUUUUCAACCGAUAUUGAUAACCGAUAAUUUCCUGCCCCUUCCACCCGAUAACCGAUAAUGUCA
Molecule: messenger RNA, 1557 nt
Organism: Corythoichthys intestinalis (scribbled pipefish)
Lineage: Eukaryota; Metazoa; Chordata; Actinopteri; Syngnathiformes; Syngnathidae
Gene: aqp12
Product: aquaporin 12
Exons: 3
Coding region: 465-1298 (277 amino acids)
Cellular component (GO): cytoplasm
Molecular function (GO): channel activity
Source: RefSeq, a predicted model, not a curated record